Messenger RNA from Rasamsonia emersonii CBS 393.64, 2679 nucleotides. Its product is annotated as MYB DNA-binding domain protein. Bases 1 to 2679 code for a protein of 892 amino acids. The record is from RefSeq and is a predicted model, not a curated record. The transcript is spliced from 4 exons. NCBI's taxonomy places the organism in Eukaryota, Fungi, Ascomycota, Eurotiomycetes, Eurotiales, Trichocomaceae.
AUGGCGUUCGUCAACCCCCUCGACAAGUACCGGCUCAGCUCGUCGCCACCCCAACAGCCCCGACCGCCAAGCACCACGCGCAGCGCCCGCCCUGCCGCGUAUCCCCAGUCACUGUCGCCCGCGUCGUGGGAGUAUCACAAGGCGGCCACCACGACGCCCGUGCAGCGCCAGCAGCGACAGCGGCGUCCACGGCAGACUUCGCAGUCGGUCAGUCCGUCCAGACGACGCGUCACCAGGAGCCAGAGUCGUCAGCUCGAAGCGAGUCGGGGCGAUGAUGCGGAGAGGUUGGCCGGCGCCGCGAGGCGUGGUAAGGCGAAGGCAAAACAGAACACAGAUUUGGCCGCCGUAAUCGAAGAACCCCCAUCUGCCAGCCAGUCACAUGCUCGUGACACCAUUCCAGAGUCGCCAGAAGAGCAUAACAUCUCAGGAACCACCAUUCUUCCAGCCGAGUCAGAGCCAGAUACAGGCGAUCUGGACCCCCUCAUGAUGAUUGAGGCGCUGCCGGAUCUGCAGCGUGCUGCAUCCGCUGUGCUGGAGUUUUUCGCGCCAAAUUUGACGUCACCAGGCAGCAUCAUUGACCUGGCAAAGCGCCUUCAGGAUCCGAAGAGCACUCAGAGCAGGCGGCUGGAGCGUUUGCGAUCCAACUUCUCGACCGAGACGAAAUACUUUGGCAACCAGACGUAUAUAGAAGUCGAGCAGGUCGCUCGCGCCUUGCCGUCGGUUGAAAUACCUCCCGCGCCAGGAUCAUCGCAGGCGAGGUCCUGGCAGGCAGACGGCAUCUUGUUCAAAUCAAAUUGCGCCCGCCUUGCGCUUGAAGUCCUCACUCGCCCUUCGUUUUCAGCCUCCGUGGAGAGCGCAAUUUACGACCUGGAGGGGAAAUUCCCUUCUCCGUUCCUCAAUGCGCUCGUCAGAGAAAGCGAAAUCAACACCGCCGGGAAGAGCAGUCUUCGACGGGCGACGUUCGACCUGGCACUGGAUAUCAGGACGCAAUUCUUGAAAGUUAAUCUGGAAACGCAUAAGAACGACGACAACUUCAGUCCGAAUGCCAUUCUGAACCAUUCAUUCUUCAAUGAAAUUCUUGAAACGCAGGAAGAUGUCGACCAGCCUCCCCUCCGAGGGUUCAAUCUGUCAAUGUUCCAGGAUGAGGAUGGAAAUCUGCCUUCGCGCUAUGAAGACGACGUGCUGGACCGCGUCAGCGACAUCCGCAAGUUUUUCAGAGACGAUGAGGUAGAUUUCGAAGGCUUGGAAGCGACCUUUCCGUGGGAGGGGUUUCUCUACAGCGUGGGUAAAUGGAUCCGGAUGAGAGAUGAGGAGGUCAACCGACAGUUGAGCCGGCAGCCUGCUGCAGACGACAUGCGUGAUCAGCUCGAGGAAGCGGUCAACCGUCGCAGCAGUCUUGAUCAAGAGGCGGCACGCGAAAAAGCAAAGGCAGUUGAGACUACGGCGGUUGACUCUACAGCAGCCGACUCUACAAGCGUGCGACCUACAGUGGAAGCUCCAGCUAUGGAGCCAGUAAACCAGCCGCGACGGGAGUUGCUGCCAGCAGCCGAGAUCAGAGAGAGGAGGGCUUCUUCAAGAAGUUCCUUUCUGAACGCCGCUGCAAUCCGACAUCUUUUCGAACGCGAGGAACGGUCAAAGUCUGCGCAGAGAACACCAGAGCCGCGCACACGGCGGUCCGACUUUGCUGGGUUCAUUUCGCGACAUGCAGCAGGGGAGCCAAGUGCCAGCGCGGCUGGCUGGACGAGGCCUGCCUCGGAAGCGCCGCGAGUCGAGGCUCGAGAGAGAGAAAUACCGGCGUCGCCGGAAGCGGACGUCUUCGCUGACCCGGACAAGACGAUUGUGGCCGAUUCGCAGUGGGAAGAUGCCGACGGCAAUGCUCGUGCGGAUCGGGGGGAAGCGCGCAGACCUGAUUUGACUGUCCCGGAAAGGCGUGAGGUGGAAGCGCCCCUGCCAGGACCAUCUUCGGCGGAGGUCUUGGCCGUGAUUCAGCGGCACAAGGAGGCUACCAAAGCGAAACCGCGACAUUUGUUUAUUGACCGGCAAGAAAAUGCCACGAGAGUGUCUCCGAUCUCGGAGAAUUCGCUGGUGCCUGAGACGGUGAAUCGGAAGCGAAAGCGCGUGGAGGUGCCGGAAGAAGAAUCUGACGAGGAAGCGUUUACUCAAGACGAGCGUCGUGUCGACAUUGUACUGAAGCGGGCUCAGAAACCGCAGCAGAAGAAGCCAAGAUUGGAGGACACACAAACGGACGACGAGGAGCCGGGGGAGCAGCUUCGGAGUGAACUGGCUUCGUCGGCAGCUCCGACUCCUCACCGGGAACAUGCCUAUAUGGCUGGCGGUGCUGCGCGGGUGUCAUCUCCCACUCCGGCAGCAGCAGCACCGGCAGCGGCAGCACCGGCGCCUGUCCUGCAGGCACCACGACCAUCGGCAGUGUCGAACGUGGCGAUGCCGCAAUCCCGACGACGGUGGUCGCUGGAAGAGAACGAGCGACUGAUCUACUUGGUGGGGAAAUAUGGGACGUCGUGGGCGGAAAUCAAACGGCGGGACGAGCUGUGGCCUGAGAACAGGGGAGGGCCACGCCUGACGGAUCGCGAUCAGACGCAGCUGAAGGACCGGGCACGGAAUAUUGUGAUCGAAUAUUACAGCUGUGCUGCUGCUGCUGCUGCUGUUGCUGCUGCUUGA